AUGGCGACGGCGCCUAGUAACAGUUCGACGGCGAAGGUGGGAACCCUAGGUUUGGGAUCGCCGAUGUCUUCAAUGCCGCCGAAAUCGCAACGCGGUCAGAAUAAGCCUAAGUGCAAACAGUGUGGCAACGUUGCUCGUUCUAGGUGUCCUUAUGAGUCAUGCAAGAGUUGUUGUUCUAGAAAUCAAAAUCCAUGUCCUAUUCAUGUGUUAAAAGCCAGUACAAUUCCUGACAACACUCCAUCUACUGGUGCUGCCCCACUUGAUCGAAAAUCCUUUGAACCACCUCCAUCAGUAAGUGCAGGUAGAGUUGCAUCACUUCGACAACUUUCAAAUAGUUUUGCUCAGUUCAAUAAUUUGCAUCUUUCACUUCGAUCAAAGAAACCUCUAACUAGAAAGGAUGCUGCAUCAAUAAAUGAAUGGAGAUUUUCCAAAUUGAAGGAAUACAAGGAGCAAAAUGUUGAAGCAGAAAAUGAAGCUUUCGAUCGAUACAUGCAAAAUGUAGAUUUACUGGAAGAAGUAUUAUCCGUGAAGCAUUCAGACGAAACUCUGUCCUCUGUUUCUGAGGCUAAUCCCACUCCAAUGGAGAACAGUGAGAUUAUGAUACCUGGGUUAAAAUUGCAGCUAAGGUCAAAUUCGACAAGAAGCGAUGGUGUGAGAAUAAGAAUAAAAAAAAUUGUUGACGAGGGAUUAAAGAAGCUUAAGAAGUGCGCUGUGGAUGGUGACAGCAAUGAACAAAACAAAGAAGUUAAUGAAUCUUCAAAUAAAAGAAAGAGGACUGAAAAGUUAUCAGCUAUCAGUGAUCUUAUGGACAAAAUCAACAAAGCCCGAACUGAGGAAGAUUUGCAGUCAUUCUUGGAGGUGAAGUUACAGCUUUUCAAUUCAGACGAAGACUCCACCAUGGUGCAAGCUGCAGACAAUGAAAUGCAUCAGAAUCAAACUGCUGAAGGUGAUGUUGCACCAGCAAAAGAAUUGGAUUUUUCAUUACCGAAAUUGGUCAGUGCUACUGAAAUUGAUCAAGAAACUCUCAACACCAUAGACAAACACUUUUCUUCUCUUGAGUAUGUAGGGCAGUUAUGA
Molecule: messenger RNA, 1077 nt
Organism: Vicia faba (fava bean)
Lineage: Eukaryota; Viridiplantae; Streptophyta; Magnoliopsida; Fabales; Fabaceae
Source: the annotation of a GenBank genome assembly